UCAGCCAUAGAUGUCCGAAAGGAUAGGAAUGGCUUCAUAGCAGGGAAGUGUGGCGGCAUUGCACACCGCGGCCACACGGAACUGCGCUACAAAGCUACAGGAAUGGCUGAAAUGACGGGUAAUCCGUACGAUAUUAAUGGGCAACAUUUUAACCCAGACAUGUAUUUACAAAAGCUUUUAAAGGAAUGUACUUUGCAACAAAUUAUGGACCAAGAAAGUGAAGUAGUGCAGGACACACAGGCUCUUCAUUCUGAUAUGCAAACAUUAGUUUAUGAAAAUUAUAAUAAAUUUAUUUCUGCCACAGAUACAGUGCGGAAAAUGAAAAGUGAUUUCAAGAAGAUGGAAGAUGAAAUGGAUUUGUUAGCCAAAAACAUGGAGUCAAUUACUUCAUUUUCAGAACAGAUUUCAUGUACUCUUCAAGAUACAAGACAACAGAUAUCUGAGCUUUCUGGAGUCCAUUCUAUGUUGAAACGAUUACAGUUUUUAUUCAAAUUACCUACUCAGUUGAAGACACGAAUACAAGAAGAAGAAUUUUCACAGGCGGUUCAAGAUUACAUUCAUGCCCAGAGAGUUUUUCAGCAGUAUGGUAACAUGACUUCAUUUCAAGGUAUACAGAGUGACUGUGAAGCAAUAGUGGAAGAGUUAAAGAAGAAGCUUAGAGAUCAGUUCAGAAGCAAAGAGGCUUCGGCAAAAGAACUGACCGAAUCAGUUGACUUGUUAUUACAGUUAAAAGAACCAGCAGACUCUUUAUGUGCUGAUUUCUUAUCUCAUGCUAACUCUCGUCUUGCUGAACAACUGACCCUUCUAGAGCAAUCGGAAAAUCAGGAUAUAAUAGAGUUUGUGGACUUAGGAAGCUCUGGUGUUCUAGGAAAUCUUUGCUUGAUUGUGGCUUCAUAUAAUGAUAUGUUCAUUAAUAGGCCAUACCAUCUUGACACUGAAAGUGAUCUUGAUUCUGUUGCUGUUUCUCAAUUGGGAAAUUUUGUGCUUCAUAACAUGGAAAGAGUUGAAAAAGAGCAAGAUAUAGGUGAUACUGUUGUACUGGUGAGAGCUUUAGAUCGGUUCCAUCGGCGGUUACAAGCUAUGAAGACCCUAUUUUCUGACACAGACUUUGCAAGAACUGGUACUGAUAUUGUACUUAAAGCUGGAUACAGGCAGUGUAGAUCUCAUCUUCAGGCCCUUAAAACACACUUCAGUGAUACUCUCACAUGUGUUAGACAGAGUUUAGCUGCUCCAAAAUUAGUAAGCCAAGAUGGUGAUAAUUCCAGCAGUUUAUUUGAACUUCUUUCCUCGUUGGUUAUAUCAACAGUGGAAAAGGUGAAAGGGGUGUUGCAAGAUCUUUUGGUUUUCGCUCAGCCUGACCUUACAUUUGUCCUGAAACCUCAUUUUCAAGAAGUAUUCUGUGUUGAAAGUGUGCGUGAACAUCUUGUUGUAGGCUUUCUGCACCAUUUAACUGCAGUGGCUCGAGGAUUUUGUGGUUCAGGGGAUGUCAAAGCUCCUCCUGCACUUUUGCUUCUGCUUUCCAAAAUGUGUUUGGAAUUUGAAUCUUCCAAUGUUCAUUACUUGUUGAGUAUAACUGAUGAGUGGUUUAACAUAGAAGAAUCUAGUGCUGCAAGUGGUUUAACACAUGCAUCCGAGUUGAGAUCAAAUAUGUUGGCAGCUGCCCAAGAACUUCUCAACCACUAUGUCUGCAUGCAGGGUUUGAGUGUUUCUCAGAUGCUACGCAAGUCUGUGGAAACUCGUGAUUGGUUGCAUACCAUAGAACCUCGCACAGUGCGAGCAGUAAUGAAACGUGUUGUGGAAGAUAUUGCUGCUGUUGAUAGCCAAGUCGGAGCCUUAUAUGAAGAGGGACAGCGUGCAGAAAGAAGUUCUGAUUCUAGUCGACGAACACAGAGUAUCACAGUAUCCAGACAUGCCUACCGGUCAAAUUGGUCAUCUUAUGGCCCUAGUCACUUGGAUUCCAGUCUGGUCACCAAUAUACAAAAAUUGUUCUCUGAACGAAUAGAAAUUUUCUCAUCUGUGGAGUUUUCCAAAGUGUCAAUUCUCACUGGUAUCAUUAAAAUAAGUUUGAAAACAUUUUUAGAGUGUGUUCGUUUGCGAACAUUCAGCUGUUAUGGACUACAGCAAAUACAAGUUGACACCCAUUAUCUUCAGUUGUAUUUAUGGAGAUUUGUAGCUGAUGAAAACUUGGUUCAUUUUCUCCUGGAUGAAAUUUUGGGUAGUGCUGUUCAUCGAUGUGUGGAUCCUGUGCUCAUGGAACCCAGUGUUGUUGAAAUAAUAUGUGAAAGAGGCUAAUUUGUUAAGUUUUCAAAGACAAUUUUUUACCUCAAAUAUUUAUUGUAUAAAAAUGUAUGAUAGAAUGUUUGUAUUAUAUUUAUUACAGCUUAUCAGAACAAUGUACAGUUUACAUAAGUUUAAUACAUCAAAUCUAUUCAAUGAAGCUUUGUUUCAGUUAUGUAACAAUGUAUGAUUCACACAAACAAAGAAUGUGAUUAUAAACUUUUUUUUGUUUGGACAUUCAUUCAGAGAGCAUGCAGAAAAUUAAGAUUAACAUAAAACAAUUCAUGGCGUGUGAGAUACAGACCUGGGUUCUAGGGAUGCAAUAUUGAUGUUGAUGUUUCCAAAACAUUGUUUUUAUAAAAAUCAUAUAAUAAAACACAUUAAAUGUGCUGAUCAUUUGUUGAUAUUAUUUUGUCAGCUAUAUCUUAUAUUAAAAAUUAAUAAAUGCGAUCACAAUCAAAUGACAACAUUAAUAAAGGUCGAUCUAGCAAUGUUUAUUGCAAAUUAGCCAAAAAUUACGGUUUCUCAGGGUUUACCAAAUAUUUAUAUACUUGUCAUAUUAAUACUUAAAGGAAUAUCUCCCUUCAAUUGUAUUAAACAUGAUUAUUACUACAGGAG
Molecule: messenger RNA, 2895 nt
Organism: Gryllus bimaculatus (two-spotted cricket)
Lineage: Eukaryota; Metazoa; Arthropoda; Insecta; Orthoptera; Gryllidae
Source: the annotation of a GenBank genome assembly